GAGCUCUCCUAUUGUGAAGAUAUGUUUUCUUUUUAAAUUGUAGGAAAUUUCAGGCUGAUAAGACAUAACUCAAAAGCAAGCACAAUUUGAUGCAAAUAGGUGUUUGUGACAUAACCUCAAAAUAGAGCGCUGACACAGAGAAGUAGAAAACUGUGACAAUCCAGGAGGCCAUAAAGGCGCCAUACAAUUGUAGGGACGACUGAAGAUAUGGGCCUAAAGCAGAUCUUCCGUGAGAUAACCGUUACAAUCGUGUGACAAUACAAAUACAGGGUGGCCCAGAAAUAACACACCAGAGUGACAUGGAAGGUAGAUUGGCUUCAGAUCAAUCAGGUUGCCUGCAUGCACAUUUUCGAGCCAUCUAUGACAGAAACGGAACAUCACAACUAUUGCAUUACUUAUAUUUAAGAUAUCUAUAGGGAGUAAUUCAAGGCGAAGUUAGUAGGAGUACUAAUCGGUAGAUGCCACAUGCAUGCGUAAUUCCUGCGCCAUCUACGGACUGUUAACCAAACUCCAUAACUACUGAAUUAAUUGCAAUAAAGAAAUCUACAGUAGGCUACUUUAUCCAUUCUUUGUUCAUAUUCACACUACUAGAUGUCGCUAGCAGGUACAGUGUCGCCAUCUAUGCGCUGGCAACGUUGCAGAUAGAUGUAGAAUCUGAAUUUCCAAAGUUCGACAGGCCAUUGCGUUUUCGCAAACGAGAAACGAAUUUCGCAAGGCACUAGGUGGAAAGUGCUGGAUAAUAAAAAAGACAACAAAAACGAUAAGUUAGUUAGUUGUUAGGUAGUGGAAGAAUCUCAAAUUAGGCGUAAAGACAAUGAAUAUCCUACGUUCACUAGUGCUGGUUUGCUGUGUCAUAGCUGCAUAUUCCGCUGACAGUCCUCCAGCAACUCACAAAGACAUUGCACCAGCACCGGUACAAUUACCAGAGCAUCUAGAACCUCCUCGUCCAGCUGCAGCAGACGACAAUGUUCACCCAAAACCGCACCCCAAAAGUUCAACACUCCCUCCUACAACCCACGAACCUACUCCAUCUUCACCUAAAACCAGCAGCUCCCCCGCACCCACUACAACACCAAAAAGUACCACGACUCCUUCCGUCACGCCUAAAACCAGCACAGCACCGCCUAUUACACACCCCACCACACCUAAAACAACCGUGACUCCGCCCACAACCACCAAGGCCCUCCCACGCCCGCUCCGGCGCCAAAACCGGAAGUAG
Messenger RNA from Acanthoscelides obtectus, 1219 nucleotides. Lineage: Eukaryota; Metazoa; Arthropoda; Insecta; Coleoptera; Chrysomelidae. The record is from the annotation of a GenBank genome assembly.